AAAAUGUCCGGUCGAGUCACCCACCAACCCCCAACCACCAGCCCUUCAUUGCCCAUUGCCCAUUGCCCAUUGCUCAUAACCCAAUGCUAUGGGCAUAACGCUGGGCGAUGGGCGCUUUCGACCCUGAGGGGUCGCUGUUGUUGUUGUCGUCGUCGUCAUGGGCGUCGUUGUCGUUGUUCCCCCUAUCAAGAUAUGGCGUCCGUGUAGUUGAGGGAUUUUCAGUCCUCGCUCCUCUUCCUCACUGUCACCACACCGUCACCGUCACCAUCAUCGAGCGCUAAUCUCCGAUCUCCCCCUAGGGCGACCACAAUGCCCGCUCACGGUUCACCGCUCACAGCACGCGUACCGCUCAUGUAGCAGCCCCAAUCCCCUCCCUCACCUCCCCCUCGCGUCUUUCUGCCAAAGCCUUCGCCUUCCUUUCCCUCUCCCUUUCCCUCUCCCUAUCUCUAUCUCUGAGCUCUCUCGGCUCCCGCUCCCUCAUCUCCCUCGGCUCGCGAGACUCCCACUUCCGUUCAGGCUCUCUCGAUUCCCGUUUCCCGCGCUCCAUCGGUUCCCUCGACUCCCUCGACUCCCGUUUCUCCCCCCGCUCCCGGUCGCGGUCGAUCAACUCUCUAGGUUCUCGGGAUCCGCGAGCUUCUCGAGCUUCUGGUUCCCGUGCUUUAGCCUCUGGGUCUUUUUCUUUUCGGUCUUUUGGUCCUGGGUCGGUUGGGAGUCCCUCUGCUGUAGGGGUUGGGGUUGGUGCUGAAGGGACUGAUGCUGCUGCUGCUGCUGAAGGGACUGAUGCUGCUGACGCUGCUGCUGCUGAAGGGACUGAUGCUGCUGACGCUGAUGGGGCUGUCGCUGAUGCUGCUGACGGCGCUACAAGGACCGAGGCUGAUCCUGCUCCAAAAGAAUACACGCCGUUCACAAUCCCGUUCGCAAUCUUGUUCGCUGUGCCCGUGGCCCUCACUGUCACUGUCGUUGCCGUCGUCGGUGUCAUUAUAGCUGUCGUCGUUGUCGUUCCCUUCCCGUUCGUCGUGGGCGUGGUCGCACUCAUACUCAUACUCAUGGGGCUGUUCACAUACCCAUUCGCACUCGCACUCGCACUCCCACUCCCACUCCCACUCCCACUCCCACUCCCACUCCCAGCGGCAGCAGGAGCACCCACGACCGCAUCGCACGCACUCCCCUCCUUGCCCGCCGUCCCAUCCAUCCUAUCCCUCCUAUCCAUCCUAUCCAUCCUAUCCCUCCCAUCCAUCCUAUCCCUCCCAUCCACUCUCGUGCUCGUACUCGCACUCGCACUCGCGUUGGCGCUCGGCCCUGGACUAAUAACGCCAUCCACACCCAUUCCUACUCUCGUGCGUGUCCCCUCCAACUUCAACUCCAACUGCAACUCCGUCUCAGUCUGCGCCAGGGACUGAAGCUGGGACUGAGGCUGAGGCUGGGACUGAGGCUGAGGCCGAGGCCGAUCUCGAUCUCCUCGAUCUCCUUCUCCUUCUCGCCUGACCUUUUCCGGCUUGACCUCCAGCUCCAGCUCCAGUCGCUCUGGCUCUGACUCUGGCUCUGGCUCUGGCUCUGGCUCUGGUUCUAGCUCUGGUUCAUCCCGCUCAUCCCUCACCCCCAGGCCCAGCCUCUCCGCCUCCGGCUGCCCCACAUCCCAUUUCAGACCCCCAACUCUCUCCUCCUCCCCCUCUCCCUCCCCUUCCGCCUCCCCUUCCCCCACCCCCAGCGCCUCCCCCACCCCCUCCCCGUGGCCCUGGCCCCGGCCAACCCCCCAAGCCCCCCACUCUCCCCAGUCCAACCACCUCCAGUCCACUCCUUCCAGGCUAACCUCUCUCAAAAGCUGGCGUUCUGCCAACUUCCGGAUCAAGGGUUGGUGGGCUUUUGCCCGGGCUGCUAGGGUUUGCCUUUCCCUCUCUUUAUGGGCGACCUCCGUGCCUUCGUUCCCACUCCCACUCCCGCUCCCGCUCGCAUUCGCAUUCGCACCAGCACUGGGACCAAAGCCAUCAGUCCCAGAGCUAAGAACCGAUGGAUGUGCGUACAGCGGGUACGGAUACGGGUAAGGGUAAGGGUAAGGGAGCGGGUUUGGCUGAGGGAGUGGUUUGCCCGCUAUUGGGGUUAUUUGGAGGGAUUCGAGCAGAGGGAGUUGGGGGAGGGAAUCGAGGAGUCCUUCAGGUAAAGGAGCGACAACGCCUAUUCUCAACUUCCUGAGCCCUUCAAACCCGUUCAACAACCCCAGCAUGCGCUCGUCCAGCACAGCUACCCUCAGCCCCAACUCCCUCACACCACCUUCCGCCCCAGACCUAUAUAGCGCGCGGAAGGUCCUCUCCAGUUCCUCCCCCCCUGAUGCAAGCGGGCGUAUGACGACUUUCUUCACCGGCCGACGGGGGAGGAGCAGUUCGUACGCCUCCGGUGUUAGAGGGCCUUCGAACGUCUCCAAACAAGGGAGUGCCUCUUCCGGCAGGUGCAAGCCGGAGAAUGUCUUGCUCGUGCAUACCAACACGCGCAAUUUCCGCUGAGCAAGGAGGAAGUCGCACAGGACUCGAGCGUCCAUCGAUUCGCUCGGUAUGGAGAGCCUUUUGAGGGUAUCGUCUGGUACGAACUUGCCUAGCCUGCGAAGGAAGAACGAGGGGAUCUGGUCCGCUCCGAGGAGGGAGAUGGACGUCGUAUGCCCCGAACAGAGCAGUGGGAUCAGAGCUUCGAAGAGCGUUACGUGGUUCAUGAUGUUGUCUAUCGAAAGAUGUUCCAAUGUGAGCGAGCAGUGUUUGAGUGACUGGAUAGUGAUUGCGCGAGGGGGGACGGAGCCUGUGAGUGUGAGCCUGCGGAGGUGGGGAAGGGAGGAGAGGACGCUGAUGAGCGGUGUGAGUUCUAGCCAUUUGAGUUGGAGAGUAUGGAGGUUAUGCAUCUGGCCUAGGGCGGCAAGGAGGUGCGGCGGAGAGUCACGUCCUUGAGGCCCGUGUUGUGAGCGUGAGGAGAUGCUGCAUGUUCUUACGUGGGAUGCGAGCUGUGUCUGUGGGUUGGAAAUGAGGAGAGCGAGAGGGAGAGAACGAUCUUCUUGCGCGUGUGGUUGGAGUGCGUAUGCUGGGACUGUAGGGCGUGGGAUUGGAGGAGAUCGGAGGGUGAUAUUAGAGAAGAGGAUUGAACGUGUGAGAUGGAGGAAGUGGGAGUUAACUUGAGCUGUGUUAUGGAGUGAGUUUG
Molecule: messenger RNA, 3177 nt
Organism: Dacryopinax primogenitus
Lineage: Eukaryota; Fungi; Basidiomycota; Dacrymycetes; Dacrymycetales; Dacrymycetaceae
Exons: 2
Coding region: 754-984 (76 amino acids)
Source: RefSeq, a predicted model, not a curated record